Messenger RNA from Ylistrum balloti, 1996 nucleotides. Its product is annotated as toxin CaTX-A-like. The coding region runs from base 1 to 1452 and encodes 483 amino acids. Lineage: Eukaryota; Metazoa; Mollusca; Bivalvia; Pectinida; Pectinidae. The record is from RefSeq and is a predicted model, not a curated record. The transcript has a single exon.
AUGUAUGAAGUUCACAUGUUCACGAUUUUUAAUUUGCUUUCUAUAGAAUAUAAUGAGAUCACUAUGACGGAGGUCGAGGCAGUGUUGGGGAAACUGAAAGAGAUUGGACACGAUCUUGGGAAAGAAAGGGUUGCCGAUGCUCUGGCAAAUAUCCUGAAAGAUCUGUCGAAAAAUGGAGGAAAGAUGCAUACGAUUCUCACCCAACUUGGCUGUAUUGGGUUUGGUGUCAAGAACAUGCUUGACGGGGACAUUGGAACAAAAUUGAUUGGUUUGAAUUCUGUCGUGUCUGCUAUUCAAGUGUUAGCUCCAGUUUUCGAACGCCCUGCAAAGGAGUUUGCAAAUUUCAUAUGUUCUAUUUUCUCAUCUACGGAUCGAAACAGUAGUGAUGUUUUAUGUCAUGGUAGUCUUCGGGGUGCUAGCGCGAUUGAUAUGCUGGCUAAGGUAAUAUCAGGCACUCAUGAUUCCUACGGAUAUGAUGUGAUGAAAGCCGAUGUAGAUGGCGCAUGUCGAGUGUUUUCCUUUGCACAUCACGUUCUUAUUGGUGUGAGCUCUGAUUCUGACGAGUGUCCGAACAGAAGGGAAAUAUCGGAUGUGAUUAAUACAAUUGGCAUAAACAACGGUGUGAACACGUUAGGAAAAAUAGCGUCAAGAAUUGUUUCAUUGAUGGAAAACGAGCCUACAACACAAUCAGAGAGAGAACUGUCCAUGUAUAGCGAGAGAGUUAUCAAGUACAUCGACAUGUACUGUCACCUUGCAAUUCUACGUGACGCAGUCAUGCUGGAGUUCUACGCUUUGCUUAUAUCCUCAGGACAUUCUGACCGCCUGGCAAAAGGUGUCACGGAAGGAAUGGAAGGUGAGCACGAGCGGGACAGGAACUUGAUGAAAUCGUUGGUACUCCCUAACCAAAAACAUGUUCGGUUUGCCUCAUUCUUUGAUCCUGACCGUUGGCCGUUCACUUUUAAAUUCAUUGAAGGCUACAAGGAUUUCUAUACAAUGGACAAUCUGGAUAAGGUACCAGUUGUCAUGAACACUGUGAAAUGGAUGAAUUGGUUUGCAACACACGACACAAAACCAGCAGUAUGUCUCCGUUCCUUGAAAUCCUCGUUGGAAAGACCACUGGACAAAUUAAAACACAACUUCGUCUUACUGAAGAAAGAGGGAUCUUCCUGUUACUAUAUUUGCCCUCAAGGUAAGAAGGAUAUGUAUGUUGUUAUGAGGAAUGACGAUAAGAAGUGGGUGGAGGUCAGACGAGGAAAGCCUGGCAAAGAAGGCGAGUGGAAUCUCUUCAAUGUUCAGGACAAAGACUCUGUGUAUAUUCUCUCCACCAGGCGAUGGCCAGUUCAUUUUCUGAGUAUGUCCGACACGUGGCUUGGCUGGAUACAUGGAAAGACAGCGUCUGUCUCGGACCCGUCUGUGCAAUGGAUAAUACAGUACAACGGAUCGAGGGCGUAAGGCGUUGUUAGUCAAUUGCCCUCCUAUUUUCUGCAAUGGCUUUAGUGCAUAGACAGUACUGGCAUGUAAUUUUGAUACCUUUAUAAAGGAACUCCGGUCGCGAUUUUGAAAAAGUUUUGUAUUUAUUCUGUCAAAAUUUAAUUACUCCUGUUACGUUUAUUUUGAAUUAUUUGAAGAUUUGAAACUACUAUAUAUGAGCUGGCGAACUAAUGAUGGUAGAGCCCGCAAAUAGAACCAGCAUCAAAGAUGUGCGAGAAAAAUGUAACAAAUAUAACUUUUUUGUAUCUCGUUAAAUAGCUCUUCAAUUUAUAUUAGCCAUGGCAUAGAUAUGAUAUAGUAUGUUCUUGAAUCAUCAGAAAUCUUUAGGAAGCUGGAUUGUUACUAUUGAGACGUGGAAAACUUCAAUACGGGAGAAGGCACCAGCAGGUGACUUGACAUGACACAACCUGUUUCUUAAAGUGAAUGUGGUUAACAAUAUGGACAGGUGUGAUGAUCUCCUUUAUUUGGAUAUAUGCAGUGAGAAAAUAAAGAAUUUAGAUAUCAA